This is a messenger RNA of Peronospora matthiolae, 1791 nucleotides long. The record is from the annotation of a GenBank genome assembly. NCBI's taxonomy places the organism in Eukaryota, Oomycota, Peronosporomycetes, Peronosporales, Peronosporaceae.
AUGUCUCAGACGCAAGUGCUGGACGGAGUUUGCUCGCAUGCGUUGCGCUCGCUCUCGGACACGAAAGACACGCUGAUUCUCGUCUGUAUCGGGCUAUUGGAAGCGAUGGAUCGUCUGCAAGAGCGUCUGCAUUUUCCUACGUCUAUUGUAAAGGACCUCAAGCGCCGCUUGGCCAAGAUGGUGAGCAGGUCGUCGGUGAGGCUUUCGACCGAGUGUCCUAGAGCUCGGGAGCUAGGCGACGUCGUCGCAGAUAGCAACGUGUGGGAUACCGCUGAGCCAGAAGAAGUGAGGGGCGUCGUGCACUUCGCGCUGGCAGUUGCUGCAUCGCUGCGGAGUGUCGUUGUCACCGCGUCUCUUGGUGUGUGUCAUGGUAUUUACGUGGUGGUAAUGAGUUUGCCUGGAGUUGCCACGGCCUGCUCGUUGUUUUAUGGACUACUGCAAGCAGUGGAGGACACACUGAGACUGUCGAGUGAAGAGAUCAUGGGAACUACGUCUGCGGAAGGAUCAGGAACAGGCAGCGGACGAAGUCGGAGUUACCACCACCGCCACCGUCGCAGUGCUGAGCAUUAUAUGGCCGACCCAAGCUUGACGGCGGUGGUGCUAGAGUACAAAGAAAAAGAAUGUAUGGUGCCGCCGAGUAUAGAUCGAAGGAUACGGCGCGUCAUGCACUUCCAGAUCCCGCUCCAUCCAUUUGAAGCAACUGUGCGAUUACCUCCAGACAACGCGCAAGCCGUUUCAUCAUGGAGCAGAUCAACUAGUGGUGGCAGCGCUGGCGAGGAUGAGACCACUUCAAGCUACGCUCACCUGAGUUCCGCGACACCGCGGUCAAUUCCAGUGUCACCUUCAGCUCGCAAGCGCGUGCAGCUGGCAUUUUCUAAUUUUUCCGAUGACGUUUUAUACCAAGUUCGUGAUAGGUUACGACAGGAGCGCGCGGUAACGCUAACGGGUGAGCACGAUCUGCGUGUGCCGCGGUUUAAUGCGCACGAUUGUCACGAAGACAUAUAUUUAUCCUGCGGCCGUCACUGUGCAUCCAAGACUGGCACAGGCAUGUACCGUAGCGUCCGCGUAUCUGUGCCAUUGCGGAAGAACCGGUUCGUGUAUUUCGAAAUGGCGCUGCAGCAGGGACGGACACCGCUAAAUGCAGCAGACCAAAGCGCCCCUAGUUCUCUGCAAUCGGGACAUCAGUCGUCGUCUUUCUUGGGAAGCGAUGCUGGCGUCAACAUCAGUAGUGCGAGUGAUCGAGUUGGUAGUGACACAAGCGUUUGCAUCGGGUUGUCUACGCGGCUGAUGCCACUGAACACUCUCGUUGGAGCGUCGAAACAUUCGAUCGGAUUCUACUCAGCCGGACACGUCCUCGUCGGCUCCGACAGGCGGCGCAUUAUUGGAGUUGGUCGUAAAUACGGGUUCCAGUCCACUGUCGGGCUGUUGGCUCAACUAGUAGAUCACCAGGAGGAUCGGGCGGAACUUCUGCUGUCCCAGCAAACGUCCGCUUCGUUUCCAUCGAGCUCGAGCGACGACGGUUCGUCUGUCGGUGUGGCAUUUGUGCGCUUCACUGUUGAUGGGAUCCCAGUUCGUGACAGCAACAAUCGUGUGAUGGAGUUCACGUUACCUUUUCCAUCUAAAAGUGAGCUUUACCCGACAUUGACACUGCAUUCUCAGGAUGUCCACGUGUUUGGCCAGAUGUCCGCACCCGACAUCAGCGGGUUCAACUUACAGGAGCUGGAUUUGCCCGUUGAAGAGCCUGUUGAGAUAUGGUGUCUCGACGGUUUGCGCUUAAACAUUGCGGCUUAG